Molecule: messenger RNA, 1095 nt
Organism: Racocetra persica
Lineage: Eukaryota; Fungi; Glomeromycota; Glomeromycetes; Diversisporales; Gigasporaceae
Source: the annotation of a GenBank genome assembly
AUGGUUCACCAACUUCCUACUAAUGAGAAAGAAUCAAAAAGGAUAUCUUCGUUAGAACAACGUGUAGAAGAAUUAGAAUAUACAUUCUUAAGAACCGCUAAUACCCUUUUAGAGGCGAGAGUCGCCGAGUUAGAAAUUUCUUUAAAAGAGUCAAAUGAGGAGCGCGAUAAAUUACGAAAAUUGUUGGCUGAAACGGAAAUUACCGAGAGAAAGGAUGUUUCCGAUUUCGAUGUCGAAAAUGUUUGUGAAGAUAUUUGUGAAGAAGUUUGUGAAGACAUUGGUUCGGACAGAUUAGACGAUAGUUCUGAAAAUUCAAAAAUUUUAAAAAAUUUUGGUGAUAAAGAAUUUGAACGUGUAUAUGGUCGUAUAUUAAAACUCGUUAAUAACAUGAAGUCUGAGUGUACCAAGGCUAUCCAUUCUAAAAUUCCUACGUCAAGUUUACCUAAAUUCGGAAGUCCCAAAUUCUCCAGUCCAUUUGGCUCCAGUCCAUUUGGCUCCAGUCCAUUUGGCUCUAGUCCAUUUGGCUCCAGUCCACUUGGCUCCAGUCCAUUUGGCUCCAGUCCAUUUGGUUCUCCAAAGACUCCUCCUGCUAGUCCUUUCACACCAAUGUCUUCAAAAAUGCCUGUUCAUUCGAGAACAUCUAGCAUGUCAGCUACUUUUAUUUCUUCAAGGCCCAACACACCUAGUAGUAUCAAAUCAUCAAGCAUUCCUAGUAGUCCAAUAACACCCCCUGCAAGGCUUCCGGCUCCAUUGAAAAUACAAAAUUUGCCAUCCCCAAGUUCCAUACCAAAUACGCCCACUUCCACUCGUUCUCCUACAACUCCCGUUAAUUCAUUAAGCAGCCCUGCAAUUCAACAAAGUUUAAGGAUGCUAUCAAGAUCAAGAACACCAAGUUUAACAAAUUUAGCUUCAAGUUUUACUUAUGAUUCUUCAAUACCAAGUCCUCUUGGUUCACAAUCCUCCCAAUCUGGUCUUGCACAAAAAUCCACUAAUACCAGUACACUACUUAUGCAUGAUCGUGCUAAAAACAGAUAUUCUCAAAAUUAUUCCAACCUUGCUCAAUCUACAGCAUCAUCUCAAGCAAUUAAAGUAUAG